AUGGAACGCCCCCAGACCAUCCAUAUUUUUCUCCAGACGCUUCCCGGCUUGACAUUCCCACCGGUUCUUUCCAUAAGCAAUCCUGACAUCACCACGAUCUGGGAGCUUCAGAACAGGAUCUUCGCCCGACUACCAGAAUCAACUCGAAGUCAAGGGGUCUAUGUUACCACGACCAAUAAUUGCCGCCUCGAUGAUGCAGACGACGACACUGUUGCUUCCAGCAGUCAGAAUUCAGGCAUCCUACCACUCCGUCUUUGUGCUCCCCUGAAAGGUGGAUCUGGGUCCGGAAGUCGACGCCCACCUGCCUCGGGAAGUCGACCCCCCCGGGUCCCAGGAAGUCAACAGCCACCGGCCUCAGGGAGUCAACAGCCACCGGUCCCAGGAAGUCAACGCCCCCCGGUCCCAGGAAGCCAACAGCAGCAGGACUCGGGAAGCCAACAGCAGGAAGACUUGGGAAACCAACAGCAACAGGGCUCGGGAAGUCAACAUCGACCGGAGUCGAGAAGUUCCUCACACUAUCAGCUUCAUCCGAUUCCGGGUGUUAAUGAGGAAAACCCAGAAUUGCAAGAGUAUUUCGCUUCAAAUAUGCAGGGGCCGCAGCCUGAAACAGGUGCCCAUCCUGGCUCCUUCGUCACUUCCGAUGAGAGCCUGGGAGGAGCCAGCGCAGAUCCAGAGAGCGAGAGUUUUCCUUCGCCACGUUCGAAUCCCUUUGCUGAUGGUAAGGCGCAUGGCUUCCAUAUCCCCGGGGCCCCGGGAGGUGGUGGAAGCGGUCAAGGCUCUGUUCGAUCUGCUGCCUCAGGACGAGGCCGUGGAACUUUUUUAGCUAGCCCUUCCAUCCGUUCUUCCUCUUCAGGAUGUGUAUCUUCCGGACGUGCGUCUGGGAACUUUCCUCCACCACCUGGAAGACUCGACAAUCCAGAUGCUUUUGGCACUUACUGGAGAGAAGAUAGUCAUGGCAACGUUGUCGGUGUUCCACCGGCGACUCAUGAACAACCUCAAUCACCAUACUACGGGUACGAUCCUCGCCAGCAAGCAGAUCAAUAUGACCAAUUCCAUCAUGGCAAUCAAGAUGCAGAUCAGACGUUUUAUGACGACAAUAGCGAAUACCAGACCUUCUAUCAUGAUGAUGGGGAUGGUAGCUCGGGUCAAGUUUCUGGAUAUCAGCCUCCACCAACACAUCCAAGUGUUCCAUAUGAGCCGAAUUCGGCGCCCCUAGAUUAUGGUGAGGAGGAUGAUCAAGGUUAUGGGUAUGAUGACGGACAGGAUCCUGGAGACGAUAGCGGUGGAUAUUAUCCUCCUGUUCAGCACUAUUGA
Molecule: messenger RNA, 1314 nt
Organism: Rhinocladiella mackenziei CBS 650.93
Lineage: Eukaryota; Fungi; Ascomycota; Eurotiomycetes; Chaetothyriales; Herpotrichiellaceae
Exons: 2
Coding region: 1-1314 (437 amino acids)
Source: RefSeq, a predicted model, not a curated record